AUGGAUUGGGCGUGUCUCAACGACGCCCCCGCGCUCGCCGACGCCGACGCCGAGCGCAAGGCGAAGCGUACGCAAGAAGCCGAGGAGUCCAGACUCGCGAGCUCGUACGAAUCCGCUCUUAGACUCGCCGCCGAUGGCUCGCUCGACGACGCGAUCGAUGGCCUGCGAAAGGUGUUGUCGAACGCCCUGCUGAACCGCGAGGAUGCGUCGUCGCGCACGCUUCGGGUGAAGUUUUUAGCGCUGAAGAAUCUUGGAAAGUUGCUCGAGCGGCGAGCGGCGAGCGCCGAGGACGGCGCGGAGGCUUUGAGAUGUUACGCACGCGCGGUGGAGAUGGACGACGGUGAGGCAGCAUUAUGGGGCCGGUUGGGUCGGUUGGCGUGCGCGAAGGGUGAGCUCGGGGUCGGAAGGAUGGCGUACGAGCGGGCGACGUCGCUGAGUCCGAGGAACCAGCUGUUUUUGGAGGAUUUGAGCGAGCUGUGCCUGACGGCGGGUGAUUUCGAGAGUGCGAGGGCGAUCGCUGGGGCGAUCGCGGCGAUCGAUCCGGCGAACGCGAGAGCGAGGGCGAUGAAGCGGGCGCCGGAGACGCUAGAACCGACGAGGGCGAUGAAGGCGGCUCGAGAAGCUGCGGCGCCUUUGAUGACGGACCAGGACGAGGUGGCUAUUCGAUUCGGCGUAGAGGUGGAGAAGACGUGGGGUAUCAUUGCCGCCGUCCUCGCUAGGCUCGGUGGUCUCGAGUCACUGGAGUUGAAGGACGCGGACAAGGGUACUAAGACGACCGAAAACGAGGGUGCGGGAGCGAUGGGAGGGGAGACGCCGCAGAGAAUGGACACCAACACCACUCCGCCUACGCCAGCGCAGUCAAAGGAGACGACGGCUUCUCCGUCUGGCGUUGACGACGACGAUGAAAAUGAAGACGGCGUUCUGACUUCAUCGGUCGCCGCGUACAUGAAAUCGGUUCAAAAUGUGGAGAUUCCUCGUGACGUGAUGGGUCGGAAGAUUCGUUUCGUGUUUGAACAAACUCCUGCCCCGGCAUCUCCGAUUCGGGUGCCUAUUCAAAGCAUGGACCAGGCGGAAGUCAUGGAAAUAGACGUUGUUACGACUGAUGACGCCGUCGAACCGACGCCGUCGCAAGUUACUCGUGAACUGCCCGCGAGUCAAUCUGAGAAGCCGGGAUCGUCGACGCCCAUGACGAAAAGGGUGACAAAAUCAAACAUCGCUCCAAGCAGAAAGUCAAGGCGCCAGGAAGAUUUGGACGCGAAGAAGGCGAUCGAAGAAGAGAAAGCUAGAAUAAUUGCAGAGCAGGAGGCGGCUCAGAGAGCUGUCGAACUUGAAGAGCGAAAACGCGCCGCUGAGGCCAGGAAGUGGAAACCAGAAGUCAAUGUAAGUCACGCCUUGUUAAAGCUCAUUGGAGCUGAAGAUCCUGUCGUUGCGGCAGUGAAGAAGGCGACGACCGAUGUCGCCGCAGCGGCGGAUCGCGCGCUCAGCUUGAAAAAGAAACAUCAAAAAGAGCAAAAGGAGGCUGCAGCAAAGAAGGCUGCGCUGGAACGAGAGAAGAAAACAUCUCAAAGAGUUCUGUCUUUCAUCAGCGGUAUCGAUGGCGCGAACGGUGGCGCCGCGCAUGUGGCUUGGCGAUUCCUUUCCACGACUGCUGCACGUUGGCGUCCGGAUGCGGAGGAUGAUUGUGCACCCGACCCGUGGGCAAUACUCACACUUUAUCGCAUCUAUGGCGCGGGUCCAGGUGAUGAACUUUCGUCCAAGGCUCGAGUACUUCUGUGCCUCGCGGACACUUGUAUUUUAGCCGCCCGAUCUUGUGCGCUCGGGCAACCCAAUCGUACGUUCUUUCGCAACAUGGCGGUGAAAGCGUUGGAAAAAUCGGCGAUAGAGAUGGAGAAGGACUUAUCUCAUGACUUCCAUGCCGAAAGCUUGUUCUUACGACACAAACUUGCGGAUCUUGAUGGCGAAGAGCCAAGCGUGAGCAAGUAUUACCUAGAUCAGGCACAGAACUUUGCACCUGAUGAAUCAGAACUUCCAAAGCCACCCAAAGCGAUCGACGACGCGGCGCCUGUGCGUUUCAGCAAGCAAUCAUUGCGCGCGGCGAUGGAUGCGAUGAAAGUCAAAGAAGUCGUCACUGGCGCAGCUUCGAGGUUUGCCAAGGGUCAGACGGCAGAAAUAGUUUCGUCCUUGACGCCAUUACUCGUGCCCGAUGACGAAGACGAAUCCGCAGAAACCUCGGAAGAUUUGUCAUUGACGCAGUCAGAAAAGCAAGACGCUCUCAAGGUGCUCGCAGCGGCCGCAAAGAAAGAGGGAAGCUCGUGUGUGGUCAUUGAACUUAAGGCGCUCAAGAUGGUGUACGAUUUGACGAAAGAUCACACGAUGAUCCGAUUGAUGGCGGAGGCGAUAGAAUCGGCAAGCACGACCCCAAAGUUCUCAAAACUGGCAUUGGAUACCGCGGAGUCACUCGGGCUGCAAAGCCUAGCGGCAUUACUCUUCGAGGCGCACUACACCGAGCUCGCAGCUGAGCCAUCUAUUCUGAAGAAGAAUAAACCAUCUCGUAUCGCUGCUGCGAGUAUGGAGGCGUCGGCGCUCUUGAUCGCCUCAGUUCAGUACGCCUCGAAGGCGAAAGACGCCGAAGUGAUUGAGUUGCAUGAAAAGCUUCACGAACGUCUCGCUGACUGUCGAUGCUGUUGCGGUGAGGCUCGUAAGGGAGUCUUCCUUAGAUCUUCUUUGGUUCAUUUGGCCAAGUGUAGAAAUCGCAUUACCAAGGCGCGCGAUCAACGACACGCAAACGAGCCAUCAAACCAGCGUAAAACGAAAGUGAAUGUCAUGAAGCGCGUGGGAAGCCAUUCGGAUGGCGUCGGUCAGGAUGAUGAUGCCGAUGGUGAGUCGCGUCGGCGGGUGCGUCGUCAGCGUAGCAAAGUUUCGAGUGUUGAGGGUGAGGAUCGCACGCCGCAAGACAAGGCUGAUCGUAAAAUGUUGAUCAGGCUCGAUAAACUUAUCAUACAGCUCUGUUAUUGCCUUUAUGGAUUCGAGUUGGAAGGGCCCACGAGACGCUGUCGCGAUGAAGGUGGAGCGUGCGACUCCAUGUUGAAGAUCACAAGCGAGCGAGAUGCGGCAGAUCUUUGGUUGGCGAUACAACCGUACGCAAUCGCUAACAAAGAUCCUGAAACAGGAUACAGCAAGCAGAUCAAGACCGUUCUCACCGCGAUUCGUGAGAAAAUUCAAGAACCUCCCAGGACGCAUCAAGGUAUACAGGUGGAGCGGUACUUGGCCGCGAGCGUCUCAUCAGGAAACGUUGGCGUGAUCACAGAGGAGGAUAGACAGCUCGCUCGAGCGCUCAUUUCACAACCGACUGCAGAUCGAGUCAUUGCGAGCACACGUACGAACUCGACGCCGACGAAGGAUGGUGUGUUGCAGUCGCCAAUCGCCACUGAAAGUCCGAGAGAGGCCACGGCGAUAAAAUCUGCGGAAGCAAAGAUUUCUUCGUUUGCCGACGUGUACAAGACUUUGUUCCAAUUUUGCGCCGAAGUCGAUCUGUGGUCCCUCGAGGUGGCUCUAGAAGACGAAGCGACAGAUUAUCAAGAUCUAUACAUGUUGCUUGAAAGUGUGACCCCGUGGGGAGUGAGCAACUUUAUGGCUAAGAGAGCCUCAAAGGCCUCGUCACAGGUGGCUGAUGAGACUGAAUCCUUAUCAGCGCCUGACCAGAGCGCCGAAGUCACACGAAUGUGCAAGCUAGACAUCGAAUACAAUCCGACUAGCCCACAAAGCUGGAUCGCUUUGGCAGAUCACCUGGAUAACGUGAAGGAUAUUGUUUUGAACGACGCUGCAAAAAUUGUGCCGGUUUUGCGCUACCGCAACUCCAACAUGAUGCCAACGGUGCAGAUGGUUCAGUUGGCGAUUCGUAGAUCUUUGGUCGCGGCGGAGGAAGCGCUCAUAAUGACCCAUUACGCGGGUCAUCCGGAAACGGAGUGGGUGCGCUCUCAAAUUUAUGACAGGCUCGGUCAAACUGCAUAUGAGCAUGUUCAAGACUCUCCGCCGGUCUAUGAUGGUCGCGAGUUCGCUCUGGAUAAGACAUCAGAGGCGUUCGUUUCGUCCAUGGAAAUGAGUAAAUACGCAUUCCACAAAGCGGCGACGUGCACUCCCGACCAAUGGACGUAUCCAUAUUUCUUGGCCAAACUUGCUAAGAAGUCCGGCGAGUCGUUGCAAGACGUCCUCAAGCUGCAUCACAAGGCGUGGCAGUUAAGGCCCGGCUCCAUUGAAGCCUGUUACCAAGUGCAAAACAUACGGGUACGCUUGCUGAUGUCCAUCUCUCUAGAGCAAAGGAAGAAAAUGACUCCAGAAUCACAAGCAAUCACCCUCAGCGUGCUUAAGAUGUCUUACGAUCCAGCGCAAAUGCAAAAUAGCUGGAUUGGUGCGUACAGAGAUGCCGUCGAGGCGUUGUUGGCAGUCCACAAGAACUAUCCAACAUUCCACAAGGCGAACUAUCGCAUCGCUUGGGCACGCCUGAAAAAGUCUCCAGGUGAUAUUGGUCAUUGCAAAAAGGCUUUGGAAUAUCUCCACCCCUUGUUCAGACAUCCGAGAACGGGCACUUUCAAGGUGUGUAUGGUUGAGAUUGAUGAUGCCAAUUUGCGCAUCAAGAGCAAUCGCGAAGAUGAAGAAGGGAUCGUUUACGAAAGCGGCAUUAACGAGUCUCGCCGCCGUUACAUCUCGAAUAUCCGACGUGCUUUGCGACUAUAUCUCUCCAUGCUCUACACGAUUGAAGACGUGCAGACACUCGCCGCCGCUUCGUCCUACAUUUCAGAUUACAAAUCGACGGCGAAGACGCGUUUGCCAGUCAUCGCUCUCAACUGCAAGGACAUCAAGUUUUUCUCGUUGGGUCUGCUUUUACGCGCUUUGACUUCGAUGCUCGCUCAGAAGGAUGUCAGCAAUGAGGGUUCCUCUGAAGUUACCGCGCAGUUCCUCAGUCGGGACGCACUCCUCGAAAUGGCUUACAACCUUUGGUUUGAGUUCGCCAUCCCGGCGCGAGGUAAUGUCAUGUCUUGGGAGCAAAACGUCGAAGCAGCGUAUGCUCAGCUCGAGUGUGAGGAGAAAUGCGUGGACGAGAGUGUUGACCUCGUCAGGGCUCCCUAUGCCGCUGCGUUUUUCAAUGCGAAGGAGAUUUUGAAAACGUCUCCGCUGUUGAACUUUGAGCGGUUCGCACUCGAUCGUGUGAAGGAUCUCGAAUCGCGAGAAGACUUGAACUCUCUGGCUGCGAACUUGUCCCUGUGUCAGAAUCGCAUCAAAGAGUUCAGCAGCCCCAUCGAGCAGCAAGUGAGGGAAUUAGGAAGCGAACGCCUGAGGACGCUCGUCGAAGCGCACAAGGAAGCUUUUAUCAGGUGUUCCACAGAUACGAUCGAGCUUCUUGCGAAUGGAAAACUCACGCUUCGACCCAGUGGUUUCGAUAUGAUCGAAUUGGAUGACGACAGGGAGAUGGGUGACGAUAGAACUGGCGACGCUGCGGCUGCCGCGACGACUGCCUCCACCAAGUCUUCGACAAAUUUCAGCGAGGUUGUCCUCGUCACCGCCCGCCGGCUGCACGCCGCGACGAAGCAAGAGUCGAGCCAACGAGUGAACGACUACAUCACCGAGCGGCGUAACUCUCUUCAGAAGAUGCUUGACGGUAUCGACGCAGGAUCUUCGCUGAGUGACCUCGGUGUCCUGGACCCACCCUUGGCCGCGAAGACGUAUGCGGAGCGAAAGGAAACCGAGCUCGAAAUUGAACGUUUGAAGAAACUGCACAGCGAACUCGUGGAGAAGGCCAUGGCUACAGAGAGUGCGGCUGCGGACCCCGAACAACUCAAGCUUGUCAGGACUGCGUACGAGGAUCUCACGACGGCGAAUGAAAAAUUCGAGCGUCUCAAAUCCGAAGACGCUAUCAACCAGACGCAGUAUCGAGAGGAGACCGCCUCGAUCGCGCAACAGAUGGGCAAGAGCGACAUCACGAACGCCGACUCCGCGAAAUACCUCAUUCGCGUCGUCAACGCGAUCGCUCGUCGGGAGAUCACCGAUAUCGAUGAGGCUGAGCGCGAGGCGGAGACGCGUUUCCAAAAUCUCCGCAAGCUCGCCUCUGACUUGCGCAAAAAGUCUGGACGCUCGCGCGCGAGAAAGCCCGCGACCAAGGACGCUGCCGUCGCCGAUCCCGUCGAGCAGGAGCAAAAUGACGCCAACGUGCACACCGAAACGCCGGUGAACGACCCCGCGGACGCCAACGUCCCGGACGCGACGACCGAUCGAGAAGACGCCGACUAG
Messenger RNA from Ostreococcus tauri, 6285 nucleotides. RefSeq names its product Tetratricopeptide repeat-containing domain. Bases 1 to 6285 code for a protein of 2094 amino acids. The transcript has a single exon. The record is from RefSeq and is a predicted model, not a curated record. Gene Ontology annotation, molecular function: protein binding; nucleosome binding. Gene Ontology annotation, cellular component: nucleus. NCBI's taxonomy places the organism in Eukaryota, Viridiplantae, Chlorophyta, Mamiellophyceae, Mamiellales, Bathycoccaceae. Gene Ontology annotation, biological process: chromatin organization.